AUCAUUAUACUCUCUCAACUCCCAAAGGUCAUAACCUUUUAACCUCUAUUUUUCCCAAAACUGUCUCUUCAAGAUUUUCUCCACCUUUUUCGUUUCCCUCAAUCUCUGAAAUCCCCAUUUCUUCCCAAAGACAUCAAACCAACACCCAAACCCUAAUUUCAGCAUGAAGCCCACAUACACCCAAGGUCUUUUCAAGUCAAGUUCUCACAAAAAUGCCACGUCAGUGGUAGACUACUAUGAUGAUGACAUGUAUGAUGAAGAAGCCUUCAUCAAUAGCAAUACCAAUCAUCGAUUUGAUGAUUAUUUAUUAGGGAUGAACAUGCGUUCAAAACAAGGCUUCAUUUUUGACAUGCAUGCUGAAAAUCUAGGUCUCCCAUGUGAUAUGGAGAAGUUAAUUGAAAGCAUGAAGUGUACCAGAUUCUGUCAGCAACCAUAACCCUAUAAUACUCAGAUUGUGAAGGUGAUUUAUACAAAUCUGGUUGAUACUACCAAUAAGAAAGCUGAGGUGGUGGUUAGAGGUGUGAAAGUAUCUUACUUUGAAGGAACCAUUAACAUGAUGUUCAAGUCAGGACCUGUCGAAGACCGGUAUCAUGAACUUUUGGUAGCAUUUGAUGAUGCUGAUUAUAAUGUGUAUAUCGAAUCUCUGUUCAACCCAGACAUUAAGUGGGUAGAAACUGGAGGAGAGAAAAUUGUGAAAAGGAUGGACUUGAGAUCAGAAUCCAAGGUCUGGUACCAAUUUAUCAAGCAUUCACUUAGACCAACAACUCAUAAUGAAACUAUCAAUAAAGCAAGGUUAGUUUUGCUUCAUCGGAUUACUUGUGGAGAAGGCAUAAAUGUAGGAAAGAUUAUUCUGCAAGAGAUUCAAGAAAUAGAUGAUGUACUUCCCCUAUUUGAUUUCCACUCUCUAUGAGAGGCAUGAUGUCCCUCAAAAGGCUACUUAUGAGGCCACCCUCAGGCUUUCUUUGAUAAGGCUGCUAUCCAAACACUAAUGAAACCAAAAGGCAGGAGAAGGAAACCAGAGGCAAGACAAGACUCAGCAGAUGGUGAAGCAAGUUUUGAGACAUACCAGAUUUUGUGGAAGGUGUUGCUGCAGAUGCAAAAGGACCAGAGGGAUUUAUAUAAAUUUUCAAAGGGAAAGUUUGAAUGGGAGAAAAAAUUGAAUUAGUGGAACUACAAUGAUGAAGUUGUGCCAGUUUUUCUAGAUCGUAUUAUGAGAGAACUUGAAGAAAAAAUGAUCAACCCUAGAAAAAGGAGAAAGUGAAGGGAAAAAAGAAGCAGAUAAAGACUGUGUUCUCUGGUGCGCCAGGAGCAUCUAACUCUGGAAUACCCAAGGAGGAUACCACAAAGAAGCCUAAAAAGAAGGCCAUAAAGAGUAAGAACCCUAAACAAGUGAAGACCACUGGUGUGUUUGAAAAGGACAUUGUUAAAAACAAUGAACAUAAAGAGAAAAAUGAUGUCGAGGGAAGUUCUGAUGAGGAUAGAAUAACAUUGAAGGAGUUGUUAACCCAAGAUGCUAUAGACAAGAAGUAGAUGAUGGAUCAUGCACCUGAAAGGGUUCAAGGUAAAAAUAUUUUUGAAGAAGAAAAUGUCAGUAUUGAUGAAGAUGAGGAGCAGACUGAUAAAGAGCAAGAUGAAGAAAAGGAGGAGGAAAAGAUUGAUGACAAUCCUGGUAGUGAGAAAGAUGGCAAGGAGGAGGCUGGAAAUGGAUUGAAUAUCAAUAAGGAAAAUGAAGCAAUUGCCGAGGAAGAAGGAAAAGCUGAUGAGGAAGAGAUAAAUUCGGCUACAAACUUACACAAAUCUAAGUCUGCAGUAGAAUCUGAAGAAGACAUAUGCGUUGAACUAACACUUGUUGUCACUCAUGAGAAGGUGAAGAAGCCAAUGAAUCCCAACAAGCCUUCCCCAACAAAAGUGGCUCAUUCUAAGCCAAAAUCCCCCUCCAAGAAAGCUGCAUCCAAGCCAUUGAAGGUGACUGCAACUGCCACAAUGAAAGCUACCUCUGAGGCACUCAAGACUUCAAGGAAAGAACCCAUGUAAGAGCCUUCUCAGAAGGAGGCUAGGAAAAAGAAGAAGGAAGACAAAGCUUUAAGGAAGAGCAUCGGCUUAAUGCCUAACUGGUUAACUCUGUCAAGCUAAGGCAUCACUAGAGUGGUCAGCAGUUGGGAGCGUAAACUGGAACAAAAAGAUGAACUCAACCAAAGAGGAAAAAUGGAGAAAGCAACUGAGUUCAUAGGGAAGUACUGAAGGAUUGAUGUAUUAGAGGGAAUCUCUGCUCUGUAUGGAAGAAAAUUCAUGUGAAACAAGUGGAUAAGAUCAAGGGGACUAAAAGAUAAAGUUGGUACAAUAGUACAACCACCAUUUUACGUGCUCUGCAAGAAAGCACAACGUAGCCUGCACCCUGUUGUGGCAUUCUGUCUCAAGACGCCUUGUCUCCUACAAAUGUUUCCUUGUACAUGAUUCCUUACUUGCUAAGCAAAUGGAAUGAUGUGAAGGCGUUGAUUCAUGUAUGUGCUUGAUUUGAUUUCCUUAUUUUUGGCCCAUGAUCCAAGACAUCACAAGAAAUCCUAGUGAAAGCUUAUAAAUAGAUCCUGCUGAAGAUUGAGAAAAUAGUUCAACAUUAUUUCACAAUACAAUACAAAAGAUAACAGUGUGAGGUCAGUGGAGAGAAAAGAGGGAGUUUCUUCUUCUCACCAUUUCUUGUACCAGCUGCUGAGCCCUGGCGCAACUGAAGUCAUUUCUUGCUGAUUAUCCAUCUUAA
This is a messenger RNA of Lathyrus oleraceus (garden pea), 2755 nucleotides long. RefSeq lists its product as uncharacterized. The record is from RefSeq and is a predicted model, not a curated record. Bases 1531 to 2034 code for a protein of 167 amino acids. The transcript has 2 exons. NCBI's taxonomy places the organism in Eukaryota, Viridiplantae, Streptophyta, Magnoliopsida, Fabales, Fabaceae.